This is a messenger RNA of Boleophthalmus pectinirostris (great blue-spotted mudskipper), 5279 nucleotides long. RefSeq names its product immunoglobulin superfamily, member 9a (gene igsf9a). Gene Ontology annotation, biological process: cell-cell adhesion. The record is from RefSeq and is a predicted model, not a curated record. Bases 319 to 3795 code for a protein of 1158 amino acids. Lineage: Eukaryota; Metazoa; Chordata; Actinopteri; Gobiiformes; Gobiidae. The transcript is spliced from 21 exons. Gene Ontology annotation, molecular function: protein binding.
CUGCGCUGGUACGUCGAUGCUUCACUGUCACCUGUACGCGAAACGAACACCUGUUGCCCGGGGGCCUGACAAAAGAAAAAAGAUCGCGUUUCAUGUGGUUUUGGAGGCCCGCACAAAGGCGUAAAGGCCCGGGCUGAAAGAGUCUCACUGUUCCCCGGUUUGGAUCGCGACGCGCACGGAGCAACAAGUUGGAUUUACGCGUUGUUUUUUUUUUUUGUUUUUUUUUUUUUACCAGUGGAUGCGCUGUGGACGGUCGUAGCGCGAAGAGUUUGAUUCAUUUACAGAUUGAACAUGCUGUGGGCCGAGUGAGUGACAGAUAUGAGGUCAGCGAGAACUUUGAGCGCUACGGUUUUGCUUUGCCUGCUGGUCCCGUGUGUACACUCGGUGGUGGUGGGUAAAGCAGGCGGGACCGUGGAGCUGGAGUGUGUGCCCCCUCCCUCUCGCCCUGCCCUCUCCUCUGGCUCCCCCUAUGUGGUGGAAUGGGUACGACAAGGCCUCGACAUGCCAGUGCUCAUCAGCUAUGUCCCCUACCCCUCUCGCCCUCACCCGCACCCGCAGUAUGAAGGGAGAGUGUCUCUGGUUCGGGUCACGGCUCUCAGACUGGGGCCCCUGCGCUUGGAGGACCAGGGCCUGUAUGAGUGCAGGGUGCUCUCACUGGACACAGCCACCAAUGAGCUGCAGAACGGCACGUGGACUCUGCUCUCUGUAACCGCUCCUCCCACUCUCACCAAAGCCCCGCCUCCCGUCAUCGAGGUCCUGGUUGGAAAUCCGCUGUCUCUCACCUGCGUCGCCAGCGGCAACCCAGCUCCGGUGAUCACAUGGUUCAAAGACAACAAAGUACUGCAGACGGGCGGCGUGCUGACGAUGCCCGUGGUGAGUGCCCAGUCCAGGGGUCAGUACUCGUGUGAGGCCUCCAGCUCUCAGGGAAGCUCCGCCCACAGCACCAGGGUCAAUGUCAAAGGACCUCCCGUGAUCAUCAUCCCGCCCAAAAACACCCAGCUCAACAUGUCCCAGGACGCUCUGCUGCAGUGCCAGGCCACGUCCGACCCGCCCAACAUGACCUACGUGUGGCACAAGGGCCACGAGAACGUCUACCACAUCGACUCUCUAAAGUCCCGCGUGAAGAUCAUGGUGGACGGGACCCUGCUCAUCUCCAGGCUGCUCCCGGAGGAUUCUGGGACGUACACGUGUAUGCCCACCAACGGCCUCCUGACCCCGCCCACUGCCUCUGCGAACCUCACCGUGAUGCACCCAGCUCAGGCCCUGCAGACGCCCCAGGACACCUACCUCCCCACGGGUAAAGAGGGCCUGGUCACCUGCCCCACGGUCGCUCAGCCUCCUCUGCUGCGAGUGGAAUGGACCAAAGAUGGAAAACCACUGGACCUCUCUAUGUUCCCAGGAUGGAGGAUGGCUGCAGAUGGCUCUCUGGCCAUGGCCACAGUAAACGAUGAUGUGGGCGGAGUGUACACUUGCACACCCUACAACAGCUACGGAACUAUGGGGGCAUCAGGGCCAAUCACUGUCAAGCUGCAGGACCCCCCGUCGUUCAGCGUGGUCCCAGCGGCGCAGUACAUCGAGGAGGUGGGGAGGAGUCUGCUGGUGCCCUGUCAGCCCAACCGGGACCCCACCGUCAGAGUCACGUGGAGAAAGGUUGCCUCUCGCCCUGUGACCUUCUCCACCACCUCUAAUGGCUCCUUACUGCUGCAGCCCCUGACCAAAGAGCACCAGGGUUUAUGGGAGUGCAGCGCUGCUAACCGCGUAGCCUCUGUCACCACCUCCACUCAGGUCUAUGUGCUCAGGACCAGUCCCCACGCCGCCACUGGCCUCUCCGUUUCCCCCGGACACAAGGAAGCCAACGUUUCCUGGGAGGCUGGCUUUGAUGGAGGAGCUCCGCAGACAUUUUCAGUUUGGGUGAAGAAUGUGACAGCAGGGGGCAGCGAUGAGAAGCAGCAGUGGUUCUCUGUGGACGUGCCCCUCUCCUCUGGCACCAGUCUGCAGGUGGAGGGUCUGAUUCCGGGCACCGUGUACCAGUUCAGCGUGCUCUCCAAGAACAAGAUAGGCACGGGGCCGUACAGCGAGAUCGUCACAGCACGGACGCUGGAUGCCGUUCCGCGGUCGAACACCCUGCUCCCCCCGUCCGCUCUGUCGGCCGGUCGUGACAGCGAGGGGGUCCUCUUACGCUGGACCCCUCCCCUGGACCAGUCCCCCCCGCUCUGGUCUUACGUCCUCCAGGCCCGAGCCGAGGAUGAGGAGGAGUGGCUGACCGUAGACGAGCAGAUCAGCCCUAACCGCAGUGAGACGGUGGUUCCGGGCCUGCACAAGGACCGUGUGUACCGGCUGCGUCUGCUGUCCCGACGUGGAGAGAUGCUGAGCGAGCCAAGUCCAUCAGUCAAUGUCAGCACUGAGGGUAUGGACAUGUACCCGUCCACGUCCCGCCUCUUGGAGUUCGGUCCCGAGCCCUUAUUGGCUGGUGUGCUGGGGGGCGUGGCCUUCAUGUGUCUGGCCCUGGUUCUUCUGCUGGGGGUCGCCUGUCUGAUCAGCCACAAGAGAGAGCGCCGCCGCCGGGAGAGGACACACGAAGCCCCUCCCUCCAUCUACAAACGCUCCUCCUCCAUAAAGACUUCGGGCAGCGGCAGUCCAGACAGUAUGCUGAAGAAAACCCUCCUCCCCUCCUCCAACCUCUACCCCACCACCUCCUCCACCUCCUCCUGCUCUCCCAACGGCUCCACUUACAGCUCCCGGAACAAGCGCCAAUCCUUCUCCGGCCUCAACCGAACCAGCCCCUCCCCGUCCCCGCUCUCCCCCGCCAUCGAAAUGAUCUCCAGAGGUCCCGACGGCCGCUUCGCCACGUCCGAAUACGACACGUUGAGCAUCGACAGCAAGAAAGACUACGACCUCCAAGAACGCCGAUCUAUCUCCCUUCACUCGGACUGCGACGAUAAAGAACCGGCUUACGUUCUGUCCGUCGAUCUUCCGCCUUGCAAGCCACCGCAGUCCACUCCUUACAGCCACAUUUACCCGUUGGUUCAAGUUCAAAAACCAAGUUACGAAGGUAUGCUGGACUUCAGUAGCCUUUGCUCCAACGCAAGCCUCGCGACGCUACCGCACCCGAGUCCGUCGUUCCCGGUUCUCCCUCAUAUCCGGUCAGGUUUCGGUCAACCGGCGACCACGGCCAGCACAUUGGUUCUUCAAAUGGAGCACGAAAGAGAGAAGGGUAACUUAAGCCGGUGUCUGAAACUCGCGCAAGAACGAGAAGAGUUGGAAAGGGAGCUGCGGAGGUACACGCAAACUGACGAUUACGAGGAAGAGCCCAUGUGGAAGUAUCGGAGCAAUACGUUACCACACAAAGUCAGCUCGCAGCACCGUCCUGGUUCGUUCUCUUCCGCUUCUCUGCAUUGGGAAGCCUACCGUCUCACCUCACCGCCACCCACUCCCACGCCGCACUUGACCCGCUUUGGCUCGGUAAGUCCUUCCUGUUUUCAGAAAGAGCGUCUGGCGCGCACCCCUCCGAGCCAUGAGGGGGCAGAGCGCUUUUGUCAAAACGGAAGAUUAACUCUCCCACGUACCCCAUCAAAGAGACAAGAAAAGAGGGAUGCGACGCCAGAGGGUUUGGAGAAAUCAGCCAAUUCCGCCGUGAAAAUGCACGCGGGUGAGUCAUGCGGGAGGAGGCAGAACAGCUUUACAAUGCUGCCGUUCCAAGGCGAGAAAAUACCCUCAGAGAUGCCAUUCAGUAAUCGGAGUCUUGCCAACAUCUUCAAAAAUCUCAAACGGAGAUGUCGAGAUGAGCGUGGAUGAACCAGAUUCAAAUAGAUUUCCAGAUUCAACCCCAAAGCCGAUGCUACACCAAAGAAUCGCCUCGCAUGUGGAAAACGGAUGCGCUCUAUCCCGCAAAGAUCAGUGUCGCACCAUAAGGAGGAGUAAAAGCUUAAACAGCCGAAGUCCAGUUCCCAAAGGCGAGGAUGUCAAAAGGCCCAUGUCUCCGAGCGCAACUAAACGCGAAAGCUGGGAGAGAAAUCCAGCAAAACCCAAGGAAUCAAAGCGGAGAAGCCACAGUUUAGACUCCCGGAGGCGGAAGGACAACAACAACUUCCUGACACCAGAUGCGUGGAUAAAUUCGCUAAGCCAGGAAAACUGCGCCGAUUUAGCUCCGCCGAGACCGACCUCGCUCGUCUGGGAUCCGCAGAGCUCGCCAAGAAGAGCUAAAUCUCCGGCAAAUCCCAAUAAAAUCCGAACAAAUUCUCCGCAUCAGAGAUUAACGCCAAAUCACCUAUCGAGCGGGAAUUACGAGCCGAGGAGAGAUACGACGGCACAAGAUUAUAAUUACCACGAGGCUAUGAGGGCGGCCGGGCGGUACCUAGAGGCCAUCAAGAAGCCGUUUUUGGAAGAAGACGGGAGAUACGCUGAAUAUGAAGGAGAGGAGGAGGGCUACAGAGGGGUUCAGGAGUCUGGGAGCUAUAGCAGUUACGCCAGCAGCGGCAGAGGAAGCAUGGAAGCGCCCAAUAACAGGCUGUCAAUCUGCCAAAUGUCCCCCCACCCCACGAGAGUCUCCGGCCAGGAUGGAGGACCAGAUGAGCGGGCACAUGGAGCACAACCACAGCCGCUCCAGGAGGAAAGAGUCUGUGGAUGAGAACUACGAGUGGGACACAGCGGAAGUGUGCUCACAGACCGGGGAGCAUGACGGCCUGCUCCCUCCCCUGCCCCUCCAGAAGCCCGCGCUGUGCUGUAGCCCUCCCAGGAUGCACCUCACCGGCUCCGUGCUCGGGGGCCACCGCGGCUCCACGACUCCGCCCCAACCGGAGGCGGCCGUCCUGUUCUGACAGCCCACCCCCCCUCCCCGACCUGAGCACCGGCUGGUCCCGCUCAUCCUCGCACGGGGACAGGAAGCAGACGGGAAACGGACACUUGUGAUCGGACCGGGAAGAGAGAAUCGAGGACGUGCUUUGGAGGCUUUUGGGGAUAUUUUUAGGAACGCCGCAAUGACGUUUUAAAGGAGACGUCUUAUGUUGAACUGACUUGAGAUUUGAACCAUAUCGUUUCGUUUUGUCCAUUUUUUUUUGUUAUCUCCAGCUCAUUUUCAGAUUGCUUCACUCCUCACUCACUAUAGAUACUUUGCAGCUGAUUGUCGACAACAUUUCCUGGGGGUGUGGUGCUAAACUAACUUACUAACUAAAGGCACUACUCUGUCUGAAGCUCUGUUACUCAAGUUGGAUUUAAUCUGAUCUUUAUUUGAACACAAUCUGACCAGAAAGAACUGAGUUAGUUGGAAUGACAACUGAGCU